CCCUGAGAUCUCACAGACCAUUCCCUUCUUGACCCGUCGCGCUGCUUGUCGUUGCGUUGAGCUACGCCGUACUCUAUAGCACCAACUCAUCGCCACGUUUCAGGCGCACCAGGCGAAGCUCGAAACGCCUCUCAGAGUCGGCUCCCUGGACAGCAUUCAGAGAGUACCGACCACUCUACGGCUGGCGAGAACAUCGGAUCUCAACAAGCACUGGGCAUUGCUCCAGGCUCUCAGCUUCGUGCCUCCAAGAGAGACUGACGAGCACUCUCGCUCCUUUCCUUGGUCAUUAUGGCGGCUCCGAAGCAGGCUUCAAGCCUGCUGUCAGUCGCAUUCAACCAGACGCAGGACUGUCUUAGCGUUGGCACUAGGAAUGGCUAUUCGAUCUAUGGUGUGGAGCCGUAUGGCCGACUUUUGAGCGAAAAGGGGGAUGGCCGGGCGAUUGUGGAAAUGCUGUUUCAAACAAGUCUGGUAGCGCUGGUGGGAACGGCCGAUUCGUCACCUCAAAGCUCGCCCAGGAGGCUGGAAAUCGUCAACACAAAGCGGCAAACAACGAUCUGCAGCUUGCUGUUUCCCACUGCUGUGCUCGCUGUCAAGCUCAACAGGCAGCGCGUAGUAGUGGUCACAGAAACAGAGAUAUUCAUCUAUUCGAUCUCAACCAUGAGACUGCUGCACACCAUCGAAACAAGCCCCAAUCCUCAGGCUGUAUGCGCUCUGACGCCCUGCUCCGAACCUUGCUACCUCGCGUACCCUUCCCCCGUGCCUUCUCCCACAUCUCCUUUCGCCAACAACACGACGAGCACCACCUCGAUGCCGGGCGACGUACUCAUAUUCGAUCUGACCAGCUUGACUGUGGUCAACAUCAUUCAAGCACACAAGACACCCAUCUCGUGCCUCGCCUUCAACUCGACAGGAACCAUGCUUGCAACUGCGAGUGACAAGGGCACUGUUGUGCGCGUCUUCUCAGUCCCUGGAGCACAGAAAUUGUACCAAUUUAGGCGCGGUAGUCGACCAGCCAGAAUAUAUAACAUCAGCUUCAAUGCAGUCAGCACGCUUCUCUGCGUCUCUAGCGACACCGAAACAGUCCACAUCUUUAAGCUUGCUGGCCAAUCAUCAAGCAAUGGCAACACUGCGAGGCCUGCGAUUGGACCAGACAGCGGCUCCAGUCCCACGCCCAGUUUUGAAGGCAGCGAAGCUUCGAGCGCUGGACCAGGAGGCUACGAGGCAUUCAUUAGCGACAAGAAGAAGGGUGGAGGUCUCAGCGGUACGUUGCGAAGACGGUCAAUGGCCAUGGCCAGGGCGGCCGGUGGCGUGAGCAGCUACCUGCCUGGAGGUCUGUCAGAGAUGUGGGAACCAAGCAGGGACUUUGCGUACUUGAAAUUGCCCACUGCAGGAGUAUCUUCGGUCGUCGCGCUCAGCAGCACGACUCCACAGGUACUUGUGGCGACAAGCGAGGGUUUCUUCUACUCGUACAACAUUGACCUCGAGAACGGAGGAGAGUGCUCUUUAACACGACAAUACUCUUUACUGGAGAGCGAGGAAACAUCCAAUGGCGCGGCUUCUUCCAUGGCGGAAUGAUUCGCUCACUUGCAACCUCUGAGUGGUUGUCGCGCACCCGAGCAUCGUUAUAGCCCGUCAUCUUGCCAUUCUGAUCUGUGCGAAUUUCGUCUGUGCUUCGCUCAGUCGUUCACAGCCUUUCUCAAUUCAUACCUGUCACGAUACUUGCACGAGCAACAAGAGCUUGUCAGUCGAUUUUCUUGUUUCGUGUCCAUCAUUCACGGUGAUGCAUUUGAGUAAGAGUUGAAGCAAAUU
Ceraceosorus guamensis is the source of this 1809-nucleotide messenger RNA. RefSeq names its product WD40 repeat-like protein. The transcript has 6 exons. The coding region runs from base 289 to 1575 and encodes 428 amino acids. Gene Ontology annotation, biological process: nucleophagy; protein localization to phagophore assembly site; protein lipidation. Gene Ontology annotation, cellular component: fungal-type vacuole membrane; extrinsic component of membrane; cytosol. Gene Ontology annotation, molecular function: protein binding; phosphatidylinositol-3,5-bisphosphate binding; phosphatidylinositol-3-phosphate binding. Lineage: Eukaryota; Fungi; Basidiomycota; Exobasidiomycetes; Ceraceosorales; Ceraceosoraceae. The record is from RefSeq and is a predicted model, not a curated record.